AUGCUUAAAAAUAAAUUUCCUAACUGUCUAAAUCAUUCAUUAUUUGAAUGGAUAAAUUUAAUAUCAAAUGUUUUUAUUCCACUGAUUAUUGGUAUAUUAACAAUUGUUCUUCCAGUACAACAAGAAAAUUUAAAUGAACAUCAACAUGAAAAUUCAAAAACAAUUGUAUUCAAUAAUCGUUUAAGCUAUAUUCAAUCAUUACAUGAUGAACAAUAUCAAAAUAUAUUAAAUAUUUAUCAACAAGAUUUAAUGAAUCUUAUUCUUAAAUAUGAUUUUUCAAAUAAUUCUAUUGAGAAUGAACGUAUUUUAUUAAUUAUUCGAACAAAAACUUUACAUGUACUAAGACAACUUGAUCCAGUAAGAAAACUUUCUCUUAUACAAUUAUUAAUUGAUAGUGGUAUUCAAUAUCGAAUUAAUAUAUCUCAUGUAGAUUUAUCAUCAUUAAUUUUUCCUCCAGGAUCUUUUUAUAAUCAUUUACAAUUUAUUAAUAUUCUAGCAAGAAAUAUAUCAUUAAAAAAUAUUUAUUUAUUUCAAAGUAAUUUUUCAUAUUCAAUUUUAGACGAUUCAUUAUUUCUUAAUUCAAAUUGUUCAUAUGCAGAUUUUCGUUAUGCAUCAUUACAAAGAACAGAUUGGACGAAUACAGAUGUUACACAAGCAAUAUUUAAUUAUACAAAUUUAUAUCAAGCAAAACUAACAAAAGAACAAUUAGCUAAAGUACAAAGUUUACAAGGUGCUAUACUUCCGAAUGGUUCAACUGUAGUUGCUUAA
Rotaria sp. Silwood1 is the source of this 768-nucleotide messenger RNA. NCBI's taxonomy places the organism in Eukaryota, Metazoa, Rotifera, Eurotatoria, Philodinida, Philodinidae. The record is from the annotation of a GenBank genome assembly.